Molecule: messenger RNA, 1843 nt
Organism: Spea bombifrons (plains spadefoot toad)
Lineage: Eukaryota; Metazoa; Chordata; Amphibia; Anura; Pelobatidae
Product: nuclear receptor coactivator 5-like
Exons: 12
Coding region: 84-1568 (494 amino acids)
Source: RefSeq, a predicted model, not a curated record
UCCAGGCCUCGGUUUAGUCCUUCUGGGCUCUCGCACCGUCUCGCUUUCCGUCUCAACUCGUUCAUUUGUCUGUGUCCCGGUAUAUGUUUUUCCGUGAAAGCGGCGAAGAGACGUCAGCACAGAAGGUUAAUAUGUCAUCUUGGGUUAAGGUAUCCAGGGGACAGCCGCAGAAACCCGUCGGUGGGAAAAGGAACAAGCCAAGUUGGAUACCACGCCUUUUAGACAUAAAUCCGUAUAAACCCAGCCAGAAGGCCACAUUCUCUGACAAGUACCCACGAGACUUAGAGGAACAGAACAGCUUUGAAGAACUCUUUGGACAACAGUACCAUUAUCCUGCCGGAACAGAGGAGUACUGCGAGAGAUAUCAAUAUUCCCAAAAUGACACCAAGUACAACUCUGACGACCGCCGAGAAAAACUGUACCUGCAGUUCUACCAACAGAUUCAGAAUGAAUAUCACAAGGAGAGGCCGUCGGACUGCGUGAUUGUGGCCAUCAGCAAGGAUCAGAUGGAGUACGCCACCGCCAUAGGCCAUCGAUUACAGGAUCAUGGCCUUGUGGUGGAGAUGAUUUACUUGACGUCAGAAUCUGGUCUCACGCGCGCUCUCCAAGAGGUUAAAAAUGAUGGUUCCCCGUUUUGCAUACUAGUCGAGCAAUCAAAUGUAGCUCUGUCCUCUUGCACCGCUAUCAUUCUUCAUGAUUCUAUCAAAAUACACCGUAAUAUGCCCAUGGAGGACGCGCUGGCUCUGGUAGUUAAAGCAUUCGGGAAAAUUUUUGGCGAGCGUGAACAGCAGGAACGUAAUGAGAUUUCACACAAAGCAGCUGAUCUGGCGGAUGACUACCUGGAGAGGGAGCUCUAUGAGUCUUACUCUGUCCCUCUGGACAUUAGGCAUCUUCUCUUCCUCUUAAGCGAAGGCAAAUAUUUAUACUCCGAAGAGCUGAAUGCAAUCAGUGUCUACCUGAAGACCAGGAUAACUGAGCUGGAAGGGUUUGAGGAAGCCGAUACCACAGAGGAGCCUAGCAAUCGAUACGAAACUCACGCUAGUUCCUCUUCCACACACCUGGAGAAGCCUCCCCCUCUUCUUCCAACUCCCAGCAGGAAUCCUUUUCUUGGACAAUCCAAGCCUUCCCUCCUUGGGGACAGACCUUCAGCCGGUCUCCUCCCAACGCCAGGUUUUCUAAUGGCAGACCUCGCUGAAGGUGUUGUGAAUGCUUUGUAUGAACCUGGUAUUCAAAAUAGUGGCCCUGCAUCAGAUAUUCUGGCAAAACCUCCCCCACUUCUUCCAACGCCUGGAAGGACACCAUUAAUGGGCCACGGAAAACCACCUCUCCUCCGUGAGAGACCAUUGAUUGGAUUACUGCCCAUCCCAGGAGCAAUAGGCCCUAAAGGCAAACCUCCUCCACUUUUGGCCAUGACCUCCAAAAGACCAGGUCUGCUUGGGUUUUCACCACACCUGCAGGCAAAACGUCCGCUGCUUGGAGAAAAGCCUGGUCUCCUUCCAACUCCAGCUGGUUCUGCGAAUCCCACUGCACACCAAAGGCCCCCAAAGCCCAAACCGUUGCUCAGCUAAGGACAGCAGCUUCGCCCAGCCGGCUUUCAUUAUAUUUGUUGUUCCUGUCGUAGAACAGAGCAACAAAACUUCAACAACUAAGAGAAACCCUCCACAUUCCCAUAGACACUUGUAUUUAUUUUUUUUUUAAUAGUCAUUGAUUAGUAUCUCCUAUUUCAUUGAAAUGACAAAUCAAGCUUCGGGAUGUUGUGAACCCUCUGACAAAAUAUUGAGGUUUUGUUUUUUUUUUUUCUUGUCAUAUUAUUUUCUCAGAAGAGAAUAAACAUUUUGUUUUA